AUGCCCAAGCAACACAUGAUUUUCGGUCGGCCGAUACCCCGAUUCACCGCCCGCCGACUGACCCUGCUGCUCCUCGGCCUCUCCAUCCUCGCCAUCACCCUCAUCACCACGCUCAUCUCGGCCGUCCCAUCCUCCCCAAGCCUGUCCGCCUACGACACCAAGAUCUCCGUUCCCCGAAUUGGCGACCUCAGUGUCCCCCGCAUCGGCGAUUCCCUGUCCAAGAGCGCCCUGAACCCGUUCCGACAGCCCGCCCAUCCCCCGCCGAGCCAGCAAAAUGACAAGUACGCCGGAUCGUGGUGGUGGGCCGACUGGAAGUGGCUGUCGGUUCCCUUUUCCAGCUCCGUCACGCUGAACGAGGAUCGUGCGCUGCUUCCUCACCUUAAGCCGCGCCAGCCGAUUUACUGUUACUACGACGCCACCGUCAAGAAGACGCGCGACGAAAAGGACGCCGAGAGCGAGCUGCUCCUGACUUGGCGGCGUGCCUGGUGGGCGCAGGGCUUUCAGCCUGUCAUUCUGAGCGCCGCCGAGGCCAUGAUCAACCCCGCCUACGACAGCCUACAAAGGCUAGAGAUUGAAGCCGAGGUCAAGGUGGAUCUCAUGCGCUGGCUGGCGUGGGAGACGAUGGGCGGUGGGAUACUCGCGCACUACACCCUGCUGCCGACGCUUGCCCGGGAGGACCCGAUGCUUUCGUACCUGCGCCGUGGCGAGUACCCGCAGCUGACUCGCUGGAAGGACAUGGACGACGCGCUCUUUGUAGGCCACAAGGACGCCGUCAGCAAGGCGAUACAGAGCAUGACGGAGCCCUCUGCGCUCAAGGUCCUAAAGAGCGGUCUGGUCGGCGCACCAGACGGUGUCUUCCAGCUGGACGAAUCGCCCAUGCCGCUGGCUGCCUACACCCAAGGAGUCAUCGACAGAAAGUACAACAAGGUGGCUGACAAGUUUAAGCAGGACCGGGCUCACGGUCUCCGCAGCCUAAACAGCCUCAUCAACACCCACCUGCAUGUCGCCUGGCAGAACAGGUUUCCCGACGGCAUCGACGUCCUCAAACCUCAUCCGGAGCAUACCACGACCAUGGUAAAUGCCGCCCUGAAGCUUGCCCGCACUGGGGUGUCUGGGCCGCGUCGCGUCAUGACCCUGAAAGAGAUUAUUGCAAGCGAGCAUGCAGUUGCGCACUCGCUCUGGCUCAUCGCGGAGAACGACAUGCCAACCGACAUGAGCUGGUACUUUGGGUUUGCCAUUCCUGAAAAGGCCCUCGACGACGGCAAAGCGCAGAGUCCGGUCCCUGCAGACCGAUUGCCAAAGAAGGACGACAAGAUGCCCGACCGCAGCAACGGGCCCGUGGCCACGGAAGAGGACCUUGCUCUCGAACCACCCCUGCUGGAAAAGGCGAGGAAUGUCGUGGCACAGACCAAGUCGAGCAGCGAGACGAGGCUGCGUGCCUCGCUCGAGGCUUGGAAUAUGGGCGACACGGAAGUGUGGAAGUUUGUGCGAGCAUUCCAGUCACGCAGGCUCAUGGUGAGGUUGGCGUGGGAGAAGGAAGAGGCAAAGUACAGCAGUGGCUCUGGCACGGAAAAGGGCCGCAGCGCGUGGAACCGGUGGCAGGAUCGCAAAGGCGAUGGAAAGCAGGCUUAA
Molecule: messenger RNA, 1632 nt
Organism: Purpureocillium lilacinum
Lineage: Eukaryota; Fungi; Ascomycota; Sordariomycetes; Hypocreales; Ophiocordycipitaceae
Source: RefSeq, a predicted model, not a curated record